AAUUUCCAUGGGUUGCAUUCAAUAUUAAAAAAUAAAUAAAUAAAUGAUAUAAUAGAUUAAAUAUUACAAAACAUUAGAAGAAUUCUUAAACUCUUCGCUUUAAUCUCAUUAGAUUCUCCAUAUUGAUCUGAAUGGCAAUUAAAUUGGUGCUAUCAGUGUAUAAAGCUUAGGUUCUGCUUUAGCAAAUUGCACUAAUCUCUCAAAUUUGACACUUAAUCUUAGAUGGAAUCAAAUUAAUGAUUAAGGUACAUCAGGCUUAAGUUCUGGCUUAGAAAAUUGCACUAAUCUCUCAAAUUUGACACUUGAUCUUGGAUACAAUCAAAUCGGAUAAGAAGGCGCAUCAGGCUUAGGUUCUGCUUUAUCAAAUUGCUCUAUUCUCUCAAAUUUGACACUUGAUCUUGGAUCCAAUUAAAUUGGUGACUAAGGUGCAUCAGGCUUAGGUUCUGCUUUAGCAAAUUGUACUAAUCUCUCAAAUUUGUGGCUUGAUCUUGGUGGCAAUUAAAUAGGUGCAAUCAGUGCAUCAGGUUUAGGUUCUGGUUUAGCAAAUUGUGCUAGUCUCUCAAAUUUAACCCUUCAUCUUGGAUACAAUAAAAUUGGUCAAGAAGGUGCAUAAAGCUUAGGUUCUUCUUUAGCAAAUUACACUAAUCUCUCAAAUUUGAAGCUUAAUCUUGGAUACAAUAUAAUUGAUCAUUAAGGUGCAUCAAGCUUAGGUUCUGCUUUAGCAAAUUGCCCUAAACUCUCAAAUUUGACACUUGAUCUUGGUGGAAACUAAAUCAAUAAAUAGUAAUAAUUGAAAGUAAAAAGCAAGUGUCUUAAAUCAAAAAGAUUAGUUUUCUUUACAAUAAACUUCUUAUGA
Molecule: messenger RNA, 856 nt
Organism: Tetrahymena thermophila SB210
Lineage: Eukaryota; Ciliophora; Oligohymenophorea; Hymenostomatida; Tetrahymenidae
Exons: 10
Biological process (GO): activation of GTPase activity; nucleocytoplasmic transport
Cellular component (GO): nucleus; cytosol; perinuclear region of cytoplasm
Molecular function (GO): small GTPase binding; GTPase activator activity
Source: RefSeq, a predicted model, not a curated record